CAGUGCUUAGUGCAAGCUAGUCGACCCGGGCAAGGCUGCACUGUCACGCAUGGAAUGGAGAUCCCGGCCUCGACUUUGUAAAAACGUUCGGUAGAAAAUCUCGAUCGAACUUGGUUACUGAUUUUUCCAGUGCGUUAUAAUGAUAUGAUUAUUAUUGUUCACAUUCACUAACUAUAUGACCGAGGAUUUUUUUAACCAUUUGGACGAUCACUAUGAACUCUUGGCCGAUGCCCCCGUAUGAGCGGCUGCUGGUGGAUGUCAACCAGUUGAGCUAUCACAACACGGUGGCGGUCCGCAACGAGGACGGUGCGUAUUGGCUGGGCCACAUUCAGGAUAUCGUCGGGGACUAUACUCUCAUCCACUUUGCUGGCAAAAAGGUCCCCGCCAGCUGGAUCCAUGCGGGACGGGUGUGGCCUUUGUCGGCUCUUCGGUAUAGCGAUUGGAAAGACGUCCCCGUAAUGGUGGCACUCCGUGAUGAGGACGACGGGCCACUCCGCUUUCGCCGGGCGGUGGUACUGAAUCAUGUCAUUUUUUUGGGCGAGCCGUAUAUGUAUUUUAUUAGAACGGAUGGACCUGGAGCUGGUAGCGAGUCUUGCACUGGUCGGACGGAAUUGGUGGAUGUAUGCCAAAUUGUCGGGCAGUCGGCGUGGGACGAGCCGGCGCUGCUGUACCGCAGCAGCGGUUUAAUCUUCCGCAAACACUUUAUUCCGUUCGCCCGGGCGCAAGAGGUUCUGCGCGACGGCGCCGACAAGUUGCGUAUAAUCCAACGUUGCUGUAGAACGUAUCGAAAGGAUGUGGCAUAUAUGGGUGGCUGUCCUUAUUACGACCGAUUCCAUCUUCGCACUGAAGCCAGUGGAUGCACGUUUAUCAUCAUCAGCCGGGCAGGCGGCGUGGAGACCGAGCAGCAGUCGGUGGCAGCGCUGUCGGCACUGCUGCAAGCCCACGUGGACUCUCGGGCCGAUCGGCCCCCGACUGAUUACGGCGACCUUUGCGGCCAUGGUCGCGCGCUCGGUGGCGAAGAUAUGCGAGCGGCUAUACAAUCUUCGGACACUGUGAUCAGUGAUCUACCGCUUCUCCUGCUCUGCGAAGUUUUUGCUCAUCACGACCUGCACUCCUGCAUGAGGCUUAAACGAGUGUGUGCGCUAUGGCUUGCGCUGCUCAGCCGUCCUCAAGCAACGGAGCACAUCAGCAUCUGCUUUGAAACCUGCUCUUGCACCAAAAUGUCUCCCGAUUUGAACUACGGUAAAGUCGCGUCUCUCCUGAGCCGUACGGUCAACGUAGCGACCAAAAGUAUCACGGUGCUGCAGCUGUUCAGCAGUCCCGCUCGUUUGAGAAACCUGUUAGUAGCCAUGGGAAUCACCGUACCGACCAUAAUGUUCAAAGGCUGUACGGUUACAACAUGUGCUCCAUAUUCGAUAUAUCGCUGUUACGGCGCGGAACCAGAUCGACUGCGGUACGCAGUGGCGAUGCAGCCGGCCGAGUUUGACGCGUGCUGUCGGCGUGUUCUGCUGUACAACUGGACCGUGUAUGAAAUGUUCGGCGAUGCCAUCUUCGAGCUGCUCUACUGUUCCACCCCCCACGUCAUCGACGAUUUAGUUCCUCUGCCCCCGACGAAACGCAGUGGAUGGCGCGCCUGA
Paramacrobiotus metropolitanus is the source of this 1637-nucleotide messenger RNA. RefSeq lists its product as uncharacterized. The transcript has 4 exons. Lineage: Eukaryota; Metazoa; Tardigrada; Eutardigrada; Parachela; Macrobiotidae. The record is from RefSeq and is a predicted model, not a curated record. The coding region runs from base 213 to 1637 and encodes 474 amino acids.